AUGAAUAUAUUAUAAGAGUAUCAAUUGCAAGAGUGUUUGGGGAAUGGAUCUUAUGGGAUAGUACAUAGUGGUGUGAAUGUAGAGAGUGGGAAACGAGUGGCUAUAAAGAUGUUAAGAGAGACCUUUGAAUCAAUUGAAGAGUGUUUAAAAUUGAGAGAAGUUAAGGCGUUGAUGAAAUUGAAGGAGCAUCCAAACAUCAUAAAAUUGCUCGACAGUAUGCAUAAGUGCAUGUGUUAGUGCGAUACGAGAAUAAGCGCCUGUACUUGAUCUAUGAAUAUGUGGAGAACAAUGUGUACUAGCUAUAUACAUAGGAUAAAUUGGAUGAGGAUAGGAUAAAGCAUAUAAUAUUGUAAUGUGCAAAUGCUUUACUUCAUAUUCAUCAUUUGGGAUACUUUCAUAGGUAUAAUGAAUUAUAGUAUAAGUAAGGGAUAUAAAGCCAGAGAACAUAUUGAUUUAGAAUGAAUGUGUGAAAUUGAUAGACUUUGGCCUUUCUAGAGAAGUAAAACCACCAUUUACAGAUUAUGUAUCAACUCGUUGGUACAGAGUAAUGAAUAAAAAAGAUUAUAAGGCUCCUGAAAUUCUUUUGCAUUAAACAAGUUAUGAUUCUUAGAUUGACAUCUUCGCUUUGGGAUGUGUGACAUGUGAAUUAUUUUUGGGGAGACCUUUAUUUGUUGGUGCAUCUGAAUUAGAAUAAUUUGAUAGAAUGUUAUAAAUAUUGGGGUAUAUAUUGAUAAGUCAAAAACUUUUAGAACUUUCAAUAAUUAAGAUUGGAGUGAAGGUGUCAAAUUGGUAAAUCAAUUGGGAUUGAAAUUGACACAUUACCCAUAAAAGUUGUUACAUGUGAUUAAAGCAUCUCCAAUGGCUUUAGAUUUGAUAUAAGGAAUGCUGAAAUGGAAUCCAAAGUAACGAUUUACAGCUAAACAAAUAACUGAACAUUUACUAUUUAAAUAGUAAUAGACAACACCAGAAUUUGCACCAAGAAAACUAUAGGACAUUGGUUAAUAACAACAGGAAUUGAAGAAGUUUACAAAUUAAAAACAAUAAUACUAAUCGAAGAAGUGAU
Molecule: messenger RNA, 1063 nt
Organism: Paramecium pentaurelia
Lineage: Eukaryota; Ciliophora; Oligohymenophorea; Peniculida; Parameciidae
Source: the annotation of a GenBank genome assembly